AUGGCUCGCAUCAUUCUGACAAAGCUAAGACUAGUAAACUUCAAGUCUUACGCAGGAGAGCACGUGCUGGGCCCGUUCAAGCCAUCCUUUUCGUGUAUUCUAGGCGCUAAUGGCUCGGGGAAAAGUAACGUUAUAGACUCGCUCCUUUUUGUUUUCGGGUGGCGAGCCCGUGCCCUGCGCCACUCUAGGCUCGCAGACUUAAUACACACGUCCUCAGAGCAUCCGGAGCUGGAUCAUGCGCGCGUAGAUGUUUACUUUACGCUCUGGGAUGACAGCCAGGAUGCAGCUGUUCCAGGAGCAGAGUUCACUAUUUCUAGAGCCGUUCGUCGUAAAAGCUCGGAGUCAUAUUAUGAAAUCAAUGCAAUGCGCGCCACACAAGCUGAUAUCGUAACCUUUAUGCGAGAGCGGGGAAUGGACCUCUCCAGCCACCGGUUCCUAAUUCUACAGGGCGAGAUAGAGCAAGUUUCGCUUAUGAAGCCCCGAAAUGCAGAGUCCCUACUGGAUUUACAAACAGAAGCCUUUCUGAAGCACUUGAGAGACAAGACCCAAAACCCUCCAAAUCUGGAUUCCGUAACCUCUGCGGGAGAGGGUGGGCUUUUGGAGUUUCUUGAGAACAUAGUGGGGACCCAUAAGCAUGUGCCCGUCAUUGCUCAGCUCACAGCUGAAACCCAAUUGCUCGAAGAGGCCCGAUCCCAAGUACGAACGCGUCUACGCACUGCAGUUUCCUAUAGAGAUGAGCUCGAGGAGCAGCACGCUGCUGUGGUGGACUCCCUAAAGUCAUUGGCAGAAGGUACCAAGCUUUACGCACGGUACUCUCAGGUGCAAGCUUUCAGCCAACGGAAGCUGAUAGCUGCAAGGCGCAUAGAGCAACAACAGCUUCGCCAACAAAGCGAGCACUUGGUGAAUGAGCGACUGUCCCCACUGAAUGUAGAAAUCUCAUCCAUUGAAACUGAAGUUGGUAAACUCAAUGAUAGGUUAAAGGAGCUAGCAGCACUGGAAAAGGGAUGUACAGAGCGCAUGAGAGAAUUGGAGGUAGAGAAGACAGUAACCGAGGAGAAGCUGGACCUUCAUGUGUCCUGGUUGACUAAGUGUGAUGUAGAGAUAGCCUCACACGAAGCGGCUAUUCAACAAUAUCAAGCAGAAAUGAAUGAAUUUCCGGCACGAGAACAGGCCUUGCGGCAUGAGAUUGCUAGUCUGGAUGGUAUAAUUUCUGAAUUAAGUGACAAACUUUUCAAAGCGGGAGGGUCUCAAGCAGGUAAGAAAGGAGCAGGAGAAGAGUUAGAGACAAUCUCACAGAAUAUUGUACCGUUGCGCAAGCAAUUAAUAGGUGUUACCGCGCGACUUUCAACCAUUAGACAGUCUGGCCUUGCCACAGCAGCGGCUUUAGGGGAACUCUGCUGCAACAUUAUGUUGUGGAUUCUUUUGAUUGGCACUAGCCUUAAAUCGUUGAUGGAAUCUCUCGAGUCCUACGUCAAUUCUUCGCAGUUACUGUCUGGCAUCGAGGAGAGGCUUCAAGAAUACCAACAGGUGCAGAACAAAAAUAGAUUAUUACAUGCAGAAAAGGCACAGCUUCAAGCGUUACUAGUAGAGCUGCAGGAGCGUCUAAAGGCCGUCGAUGCCUCCCAGGACGUGUUGAGGGAGCAAACAGAAACAGAACGAAUGCUUCUAGAUGCUCAAGCGAAAGGAAUACUUAAAGGAAUCUAUGGCAGAGUAGGAAGCUUAGCAUUGGUUGCUUCUCAAGACAUUAAUUUGGCAGCAAUAUCUGCAUUUGGGGGGUCUCUGAACAUGAUAGUCGUGGAUUCCAUGGAAAAUAUAGAGCUUGCCCUUCGCUUUCUACGGGAACAACGAAGAGGCGUCACAAACUUCAUAGACCUAUCCCGCGUUAGUGACCAAUAUCGAAAGUAUAUUGCGGGGCAACCUCAAGUUAACGUUCCGCCGGGCACUGUUCUCUUCCUGGAUCAGCUACAUGUAAGAGAUGAGGCUUGCAGACCAGCCCUGUGGCAUGUGGUCAGGGACACCCUUCUGUGUGAGGACAUGAACCUUGCAAAUAGGCUUACAUCUGGAAGGGGUGCAACUCAGCGUGUAGUUACCUAUGAGGGAGAUGUUUUUGACCCAUCUGGAGUAAUCAGUGGCGGCGGAGACAAGGCCAAAACGCUUCGGGGUGGUAGGGGAUUUGCUCUUGGCACUGGCGCCUCUGGAGCCCGCGGGAGAGACUUGGGAGAAGAUGAAGCGGUGCACAGGAGAAAGCUGAAGAAUGACAUUUCUGUAGAGAUUGACACUAUACACGAAAAGCUGGAAGGUCUGAAUAGCGAAUUGGAAACGUGUAGACGAGCAUUGGCGCAAACCACGUUGUCUGAAGAAGCUGCUGCUAAGUCUGCCAUAACGGCAAAAAUCACCGCCUUCCAGGACGAGUUUUCAAAGGCACGGGAGUUGAUCUUUCGCGCUCUUAGCUCUCUUCGCAGCUCGUUUGCAUCUUCAGUACUGGCUAAGUCUGCCAUUGAGAUUACUGCCCUAGUUAGAAAUGAGGUCUCUGAUCUCUAUCAUGCUCUGGAGGAGCAGGACGUUUCUGGUUGCGGAGAUAUUGAGAAUGCUCUACAUAACCUAAUGGGACUGUGUCCUACGCUUCUUAGCAUCUCUGAGGACACUCUGUCGGAGUUUCCUGACAUAGGUCCAGCACUCCUCAGCACAUCAAUGUCACACCAUCUAAAGUCACUUAAGAACAGUGCCCUUGCUUCCAUCCUAUCGAUGGGGCUUUUUGGAGACAUCUUUUCGGGAGGAGAGCCCUCGAACAGAGAUGUUACGGAUGUUCUGGACCAAUGUGCCGAUGCCUUCACAACUAGAAGCAUACCGUGCAGCAUAUUCAUCUUUCAUGCUGAUAUGAGACAAAUGAUUCUUCUUGGGGACCAGGAGCUGCAGCUGAAGUCAGAAGAGGAACGCCUUUCCAACGAGAUUCAAGCGCUAGAAGCUUUAACAAGGAAAAUCGAAGAGAACCAAGCAAACAACGAGCAAAUAGAGAUCAAGCGGAACCUUAACAUUCAUUCAGAGAAACAGAAAGAGCUAACAAAAGCCCUUCAGGAGGCCAGCAUCAAUCAAAAGAAGCUGGAGCCUCGAAUAGCCAGGACUCGCAAGCAAAUAACAGAGCUGCAGAACAACAGGCAUCGAUUCCAAAACGAAAUUAAUAAUUAUCGUCACAAGUUGCAAGAGCUGGACCAGCAGCGGGAAACACUGAGUAGCGAAAAGCUUCCACACCUUCAAACUGAAACAUCCACGUUAAAGACUCAACUAACAGAAGCAGGCAACAGACACUCCAGUGUUGUCAGCCAAAGAGAAGAGCUUCUCAAAGAGUUACAUGACUUAGAGCAAGGAAUUCAAACUAUUGAGCAGACAAUCCAGACGAAAGAAGCAGAGUGCCGACGACACAUAGCAAAGUAUACAGAACACUUGCAUCUUCUGGAUAAGCUGUUCAGCACAUUACAGCUGACGGUUUUUAACUUUGCCGACUUGGGAAUAGUGCUCAAUCCCCAGUCAGUAGAGGUGCUAGCAAAUCAGCAGAACAUCGAUGCUGUGCAAGAGCUCUGCAUGUUUCCACAGCGAGAACUGGAUUCUCAAGAGGUCUCCGAUUUGGUAUUGGAGCUCUACGGAGGUAUCAAGGUUGACAAGAAAGCCGCUAAAUCCUUGGAGACAGGCCUUGAUCUAGAUACCAGCACAGCGCUUCUGAUAGAGUAUCGCACCCGUGCUCAGGCUGUAUUUGAGCGCCAGGCUGAAUUCCAAUCCAUUUCUGCUUCGUAUGAUACAAAGAAGGCGGAGCUGAAUGCCAAGCGGGACCAGCGGGCGUCUGAGUUCAUCACUGCUUUUACCCUAAUUAACACUUAUUUGCGAGACAUUUAUAAGACGCUUACACUUGGUGGAGACGCGCAGCUGGAGUUUAUCAAUCAGUUUGAUCCAUUUGACGGCGUUCUCUUCAGUGUGAUGCCUCCGAGAAAGUCCUGGAAGCAAAUAUGCAACCUCUCUGGGGGAGAAAAAACUCUGUCUAGCCUUAGUCUCAUUUUCGCAUUGCACUGCUACAAACCAACGCCACUUUACGUUAUGGAUGAGAUAGACGCGGCGCUAGACUUUCGCAACGUUUCUAUUAUCGCUAAGUAUAUCAAGGGGCGAACGAAGAACGCCCAAUUCAUCGUUAUAAGUCUUCGUAACAAUACCUUUGAGUUGGCAGAUAGAUUGGUAGGCAUAUAUAAACAAGGAAACUGCAGCCGGUGCAUUAUCUGCGAUCCGGACGCAGUCUUGGCUAAAGUAAGAGUCUCAGAAUGA
Messenger RNA from Giardia duodenalis, 4308 nucleotides. Its product is annotated as SMC4-like protein. Gene Ontology annotation, cellular component: chromosome. The coding region runs from base 1 to 4308 and encodes 1435 amino acids. The transcript has a single exon. Gene Ontology annotation, biological process: mitotic chromosome condensation. Lineage: Eukaryota; Fornicata; Diplomonadida; Hexamitidae. The record is from RefSeq and is a predicted model, not a curated record. Gene Ontology annotation, molecular function: ATP hydrolysis activity; ATP binding; protein binding.